UUUUUAUCUCUGCUUUGUGUUGAUAGGUUGCCAGGCUCUUGAAAGCCGUUUUGGCUGUAAGUCUGACUGAAGGGCCAGGAUCGUACUAAUGAAUAGCAUAAAGGUAAUUAGUCUGGCACAUUUAUGCAAGCAGCUGAAAACUAUCUGGGGGCAGCGACUGGUGCCAGCAAGACCCUGCAGCAUGGUCACCUGCACUCAAAUAAACAAGAAUGCAGCAUUGCAUCCGCUUUGGCAGAGCGAACUUUCCGUUUCUGGGGGCACUCGGCAGUCUCCAAUCAACAUCCAGUGGAGAGACAGUGUUUACGACCCUCACCUGAAGCCCCUGAAAAUCCACUAUGACCCAACCACAUGUCUCUAUAUCUGGAACAAUGGGUACUCGUUCCAGGUUGAAUUUGACGAUUCUGCAGACAAAUCAGUAAUUAUGGGAGGUCCCUUGGAAAACCAUUACAGGCUAAAGCAGUUCCACUUCCACUGGGGAGCCAUAAAUGAAUGGGGUUCAGAGCACAUGGUUGAUAGCAAAGUCUACCCAGCAGAGCUGCAUUUAGUACACUGGAAUCCUGUCACGUCCACAAGCUUUGAAGAAGCUGUCAUGGAGAAUAAUGGUUUGGUUGUCAUAGGAGUAUUUUUGAAGCUGGGAGCUCAUCACGCAGGACUACAGAAGUUAGUAGAUGCGUUACCAGCAGUUAGACACAAGGAUGCAAUUGUUGAGUUUGAUGUCUUUGAUCCCUCCUGUUUGAUGCCAUCAUGCCCGGAUUAUUGGACCUAUGACGGAUCUUUGACCACUCCACCACUUACUGAAUCUGUCACCUGGAUUAUUAAGAAGACACCAAUAGAAGUUGAUCAAAAUCAGCUUGAGGAGUUUCGGAUGCUGCUCUUUACCUCAGCUGGGGAGGAAGAAAAGAGGAUGGUAGACAACUUCCGCCCGCUUCAGCCACUAAUGAAUCGGACCGUCCGUUCAUCCUUCCGAAACCACCACCUACUGAACAUUGAAACAAGACCCAGCGAACUUGCCCACCAACAUAGCCCAUAGGAUAGCCUAAAAAGAGACCUUACAUGUUACAAUAUCUAAAAGUUACUAACAGACACUUUAUUUUUUAAAAUUCUGUAUGUAGUGUGUGUGUACACUAUAGAAUUUCAUGGUCAGUCGUUUAAAGGGAUUUGGAGUUUACUGCUUGGCAUUUUACCUUCAGUGGGUCAUCUUUUCUGUAGAAGUACAUACUUAUUUUUUACCAAACUUUUAAAGCAAGUAGCAAUAACUCAUAACAUGUAUCAGGGGUUAUUUUAAGAAUUUAAAGCAAAAUAAGGGAGUGAGGUUUCACCGCCCUAUCCCAUGUCAUAGUUUGUAUCUCAUGAAACACUUUUGCUUAAAAACUUCUUUUCAAACUAAUAACCCCAACAGAGCAACAAUAGCAGAUUGGGGGCACAAAAAGAAGUCUCUCAUAGAUAACAGAUCAUGUCCACUUUAGGAUUACUUCGGGGAUUACAGCUUUCUAUAGGCAAAAAGAAAAUGGAUAUGCUUUGUAAAGAUUGAAAACAGUUUCUUGAGGAACGUGACACUUAUCCUAAAGAAUGGUCCAGAUGGCCUUUUUUUAUCUACCUCUGCUAGCCAUAGUUUUCUCUAUAUUCAUCAUGUUUCACUUACGUUGUAUGUUUUACUUUGUUUAAUGUCCAUCAUAUGGGUGAAAUUUGUGUACAAAUGGCUAAGUAACUCUUCGUUUCUGAUGGAAACGAAGUCUGUCUUUAGACCAUAGAAGUGAUAUGGAGUAGAUUUGUUGAAGUCAUUUUGGAGAACAAAUGAGAAAUCUUGACCUUAGCUAGUAAAUGGGAAAGACUCCAAUAAUUGAGGUCACUCAAGUGUGAGUGAGAUCAGUACAUUAGCCCUUCAAUGCUAGAUUUUGAGCCUUAUGGCAAGUUUGCAUAUUUGGUUGGAAAACCCUUUGGGGUGGAGGGGUGGGAGGCUCUGUUUAUUUUGAGUGUGGGCUUUUGCCUAGCUCAUUUGAGUGCCUUAUUGUUGUCCAUGCUUCCUUCAUUAACCCUGCCUCUAGCUGAUUGCCUUUUUGCCUUGAGAAUGAAAUUUCCCCCAUCUGCCUUAAAGUGUGGUUCUAUUCUAAAAUGCAACUGUGUGUAAAUGGCUCUUCUCGUUCCCUAGAUCUGCUCUCCUGUGUAUAGGCAGAUCAGAUCUGGGCACUGAAGCGCUACAGAUAGGUUUUCACAUCUGUUAGCCCUUCAAAGCCCCCACAGCUAGGUGGGAUUGAACUGGAUUCCAUUCCUUCUUUUGCAUCAUCAACAGAACGCUUUAUUAACUUUCAAUCACUUGUAACUGAAAACAGUGGCUGGCACAGAUGUCACUGAGGGCAUCAUCUAAAUACCAUGGGGCUGAAAGGAGUAACUGAUGCCAUAAUUUGGUCUGUAGAACCACUUAUAUGCAUGAUUAUGCGUGAGAAUGACAGAUCCCAGUGUGACUCUUGGAGAUAAGGUGAAGUUGCUGGACUCAAAGCUAGGAAAAGUGAGACAAGGUGGAUGAGGUAAUAUCUUUUGUUGGACCAACUUCUGUUGGUGAGAGAAACACGCUUUCAAGCUACAAGAACUGCUCGUCAGGUCUGGGAAAAGUACUCAGUGUAACUUGAAAGCUUGUCUCUUUCACUAACAGUCGUUGGUUCAAUAAAAGAUAUUCCCUCACCCACCUUGUCUCUCUCCUGUUCUAGGACCAACACUGCUACAACAACAGUGCAAACAAGCUAGGAAAAGCAUCAUUUUGCUCUUUAAACUGAGCAUACUUGACCUGGAUUCAUUGAAAGUGAACAUGAAGCUCAGGAAUGCCAUUCCUAUAACUACUUUUCAGAGUGGAACCACACUUGAAGAUGGCAGUAACUUUGAAUCAGUCAUUGAAAGGUAUCUUUUAUACCUUGCCAGACCACGGCCACUCUCCCAGUAAAAAGAACAGGAGUACUAGUGGCAUAAGGUGCCACAAGUACUCCUGUUCUUUUUGCGGAUACAGACUAACACGGCUGCUACUCUGAAAUCUCCCAGUAAGGUAGUGAUAUUUAAACUGUUAGAAAUGGCUAACUAUGGUAUUCUGUAAUCUUAAUAAUGCUGCUUUUACAUUUAAAGGCUAGCGAUGACUAGGAUUCUAUAAGUAAAUAAAUCUUAAGAACAUAAGACCAGCCAUACUGGGUCAGACCAAAGGUCCAUCUAGCCCAGGACCCUGUCUUCUGACAGUGGCCAAUGCCAGGUGCCCCAGAGGGAAUGAACAGAACAGGUAAUCAUCAACUGAUCCAUCCUGUCGCCCAUUCCCAGCUUCUGGCAAACGGAGGCUAGGGACCCCAUCCCUGCCCAUCCUGGCUAAUAGCCAUUGAUGGACCUAUCCUCCAUGAAUUUAUCUAGUUCUUUUUUGAAUGUAUCUUAAAUGUAUCUGAAAUAUUCAUAUGGGUAUAGUGGGGAGAAGUGAUUGUAAAAUGUUCUUUCUGGUAGAAAAACGGAGUGAGUGUUACUUUGAAAUAAGUAGGAACCCUACAAUCACCUCUGUAAGUUACUUUUCUGACUAGUUACUGAUAUAAAUUAUUUUUUUUUUUUUUUUUUUAAGUCACUGACAGUGGAAUGGAUUUUGCAGGUUUUAGAUAAUUUCAUACCCAGGACUUAAGCAUUUUAGUUUCCUUGAUGAGUUAUCAGCAAGUUCUUGUUCUCUUUUGAUUUGCAAAGAUUAUUUCACUAGUUCAUACAGUUUUCAUGAUACACAUAGAUGCAAAAUACAUUUUGUUCUUUGGGGGUAUCGUAAACAUGUGCACACAUACCAGUUAUACAGAUAAUAAGCUGCAGUCAGGAGGUACAUUUCAGUUAGAUAUUCUAUGCUCUGAUGAGGGUAAAAUAUCUGGAAACAGAUUUCAGUAUUAAAGACUCUUGUUACAUUUUCUUAGCACAAUAAACAAGUUUUUUUUACAGGGAUUUUUCUGUUAGUUUCACUACAACUUGUGUCUGCAUCUGUGUUUACAUGUUCAUAUGGUUUUGUGUGUCUGUGGCAAGGAAAGAAUAAUAUUUAAAUUACAGGGUAAAUUGUCACCUGUUCAUGCAAUUAGCAGAAGCUUGACUUUUAUUUUGUACAUGUCUGGUGAUUAUAUCAGUCUUGCAAAAUUGUAUUCACCCAGGAAGAGUGGUUCUUUUAGGAAUAGCAAGUGGGACAUCAGCCUUUCCCCUCAUUUCUCCAUCAUCAUGGUAAAAAGCAAAUGAUUUGAUGUGUUAGCUAAUAGUGGGUAAUUACAUUUCAUGAUGACUUUGCAGGCUUGCGUUAAGUCUGACAGAUGUCCACAUAGUUAUCUUAAGGCUUAACUUACUUUAGGUCGCACAGUGUAAAGAGGUGUGAAUAUAUAAUGACUUGUAUGAUGACCGUUUUAAUUAUUUAAUAUGGCUGUAAUUAAAAGUUUCCACAUUUUUGGGAAAUGUGCAGCUUAUACUCCUAGGAACUGGUGGAUGAGAGGACUUCUAUGGCACUAAUUUACCGCAGGGUAAAGAUGACCUUGGAAUUGGUGGUAUUGAGAUAGGGAAGGUUGGAUCAUAACUGCAGGGCAGUACCUGUCCAGUCUUACUGUCACACUUUUGCGCAGUAAGAGGGCAAACUCAGCACAGGGAGUAUUAUUGUGAGUUAGGUAUCACUCUGAUAAAAACCUAGCUGUCUGGUGGCUUCAUAAUGUUAGAAUGUAUUUGCAACAAAAUAUUGACUACAUUCCAGAAUUCUCAGGCCACUACGUGUGAUUGACUUAUGCUUGAGCUGCAUUGUUUUUUACCUCAAAUCUUGGCAAAGAGAAUCCUUCUUGCCUUGAAAUGCAUAACUAUAUGGGAGAUUAUCUUGAUCUCUCAAAAGUCUGCUUGCUACCAGAGUACUGGAAUUUAAUUAUUCAUGUUAAGGGACCUUUUGGUCCUGGUAAUCUUAGGGGUUGAUAAUGUACCUAACGUUGUAGUGGUUUUCCUUAUUUAAUCUUCAUAUUUGCUGUCAAGCUUGAAAGCCUUCAUUUUUAACCUUAUGUUCCUCAUUAUCUGUACUUAUUUCCUUGGCAGUUAUUGCACUGUGUAUUUUUAACAUAUGUAUGAAUAUAUCCUAUGCUCAUAAUUAUUAUUUACUUAUAGAAUAAUCUGGUAACAUGGAAUAUUUUGUGUGUUUUAUUCUCCUGGGAUAAGUGCAUUUAUUCUUAGUUACCUGAUAUAAAGUUCUUAGCUGCUGUAUUUUUAGAAAAUAUUCAACUAGUACAUUUAUACACAAUAAAAUAAUACAAGAGAA
Molecule: messenger RNA, 5269 nt
Organism: Malaclemys terrapin pileata
Lineage: Eukaryota; Metazoa; Chordata; Testudines; Emydidae
Gene: CA5A
Product: carbonic anhydrase 5A
Exons: 7
Coding region: 89-1030 (313 amino acids)
Cellular component (GO): cytoplasm; mitochondrion
Molecular function (GO): carbonate dehydratase activity; zinc ion binding
Source: RefSeq, a predicted model, not a curated record